AUGUACUUUGUUAUCGAGGAAUGGAAAAAUGUCAUUAUAAAACCUAGUCAGUUGGGACCAAGAUAUCAACAGUUCAUAGAAGAUAUGCUAAGAAACAGUGUUGAAGGACAAUGUAAUGCAAAAUAUGGGUAUAUCAUUUGUGUUAUUAGAAUAAUACAUAGCGAACCUGGACGUGUUCAGGAUGGAACAGGAAUGAUUGUUGUUAAGGUUAAAUAUCAAGCUAUUGUUUUUAAGCCAUUUAAGGAUGAAGUGCUCGAUGCUGUCGUAACAGACGUUAAUAAGUUGGGCUUCUUUGCUCAGGCAGGGCCUUUAAAAAUAUUUAUUUCGAGGACAGCUAUUCCGAAAUAUUUUGAGUACUCAGAAGACACACACUACCCUUGUUUUUCGUCAGGAGACUAUAACAUAAAACCGCAAACAACAGUACGAAUAAAAUUGCAAGGUAUACGAUAUGACUUAUCCAAUAUGUUUGCCAUUGCUACAAUUAAUAAUGAAUAUCUUGGCUGCAUUGAAUCAAAUACGUUACAAGUCAUGUAA
Molecule: messenger RNA, 534 nt
Organism: Plasmodium malariae
Lineage: Eukaryota; Apicomplexa; Aconoidasida; Haemosporida; Plasmodiidae
Gene: RPB7
Product: DNA-directed RNA polymerase II subunit RPB7, putative
Exons: 2
Coding region: 1-534 (177 amino acids)
Biological process (GO): transcription initiation at RNA polymerase II promoter; positive regulation of translational initiation; DNA-templated transcription
Cellular component (GO): P-body; RNA polymerase II, core complex
Molecular function (GO): single-stranded RNA binding; translation initiation factor binding; single-stranded DNA binding
Source: RefSeq, a predicted model, not a curated record